Molecule: messenger RNA, 1367 nt
Organism: Triplophysa dalaica
Lineage: Eukaryota; Metazoa; Chordata; Actinopteri; Cypriniformes; Nemacheilidae
Gene: mien1
Product: selenoprotein W, 2a
Exons: 4
Biological process (GO): positive regulation of filopodium assembly; negative regulation of apoptotic process
Source: RefSeq, a predicted model, not a curated record
CCGCCAUCAAAAUCUAAAAGAAGAAGAUGUUUAGUUUUACGACAGCUCCGUUCAAGCAAGCGAGGAAGUGUUGUGACGUUGAGUGAAAACAUCAGACAUGGUUGUGCAAAUAAAAGUAGAAUACUGUGGCGGAUGAGGGUACGGUCCCCGCUAUCAGGAGCUCGAGCGGGUCGUCACUGCUGAGUUCACUGAUGCGGAUGUGGCCGGCUUUGUUGGUCGCCAGGGGAGCUUUGAGAUUGAGAUCAAUGGAAAGCUGAUCUUCUCAAAGUUAGAAACCAGUGGCUUCCCCUAUGAGGAUGACAUAAUGCGUGCUAUCCAGAGCGCCUCUGAUGGCCAGGCAGUGGAGAAGAUCACCAAGAGUCAGCCUCCUUGUGUCAUCCUCUAAUGUUUUCAUAAUAAACCUUUUCUUUUUGGCUCCCAUAACUAUAUCAGCACCUCAGGGACAACUUUGAGAAGGUCUGAAGAUUAAGAUGUAUAUAAAAAUACCUGUUCUCAUAUAAUAACUUUAAAAGGUCUGGUGUGGGAUCCUUAUACGUCCUCUCCUCUUCACUUCUUCUGUCCGGUUGCUGGACAUAAAUGAUUAUCGUAACUCUAAAGUCAAAGUUACGGUUUGAGGCCUACAGUCCAUGCAACCUCUUCGCAGAAGAAGAUAGAUAGGGGACAAUGAGGAGGGAGCCAAUGAAAGGGUCCUUCUGCUUGUUAUUUGGUGUUGUUUUGGGGUAAAAAUAAAAAACUUAUUCAAAAUGUGUAGUGAUGCUAAUAUACUAAAACACUGGUUAAAUGAAGGGAACACUUUAAGCUUGAAAUGAUCUUAAUCGACAUAUUUUCAGUGUGUUUGUUUGAGUAUACUGUCCCUCAUGUUUUGCUAGCAUAAAUAUCUCAGGUGAUGGUCAUUUUUAAGCAUUUUUUCCACAUAUUUUCAAUGUUUAAAUCUGGUUUAGUGAUGUUUUUUUACUUGCAAACACUGUCGCAGGUUAGCAUGUUGUAUUUGUUUUUAUAGAAACCUUUGAAGUCUUUGUGAAGGCCAUGAUUGAUGCAUAUACAGUGCAUCAAAUAGACCAUGAACUAGAUCUGUCUCCCAAUUUCAUUUAAGGGGUAAAUAAAAGUAACAACUAAUGUUUUAUUAUAAAGGUAUGUCUGUCAGGUUGUCUAUCACUAUGAUUUUAAUGGUACUAGCAUAUAAUAAUGUAGGUUAAAACAAUUUAAAAGCCUUUAUAAUAAAGUUGGAACACAUGCAGUGCAGUGUGCGUUUCUGCUAGUUAGCUGCUAUGGAGGGCAUGUGAUGUUUAGCUGCCUAAUGUAAUGAACAUUAAAUAAUAAACUUUAAAUUGUUGACCUUAAAUAAAAUAUGCGGAUUGCUAAUAAUA